AGCAAAACCACACUAAUCCGUCUCUUUUCUUAUUCUUCAAGUCUCGGCUAUUCUCUCCCGAUUCCCAACUUUUCCUUUUCAGCUCAUCAGUUAUCUGCAACUAGUUUAAUUUGGAGGUAAAAUGGCAACAAUGGAUGUUCCCCAAAAAGGUGGGUUUAGCUUUGAUUUGUGUAGAAGGAAUGAGAUGUUGGUUAGUAAAGGACUUCGUUCUCCUUCUUUUCUCAAGACUGGUACUACCAUUGUCGGAUUAAUUUUUCAGGACGGUGUUAUCCUUGGAGCAGACACACGGGCAACUGAAGGACCAAUUGUCGCAGAUAAAAACUGUGAGAAAAUUCAUUACAUGGCUCCUAAUAUAUAUUGCUGUGGAGCUGGGACAGCUGCUGAUACAGAGGCAGUGACCGACAUGGUCAGUUCCCAGCUGAAGCUUCACAGGUAUCACACUGGUCGUGAAUCCAGGGUUGUGACAUCUCUUACUCUUUUGAAGUCCCACCUUUUCAGCUACCAAGGCCAUGUCUCUGCUGCUUUGGUCCUUGGUGGUGUUGAUAUCACAGGGCCACAUCUGCAUACUAUUUAUCCUCAUGGAUCAACUGAUACUCUGCCAUAUGCUACAAUGGGCUCUGGUUCCCUCGCAGCAAUGGCUAUCUUUGAGUCGAAAUACCGGGAGGGGAUGAGCAAGGAUGAAGGUAUAAAGCUAGUUGCAGAGGCCAUAUUGUCUGGAAUCUUUAAUGACCUUGGUAGUGGCAGCAAUGUCGAUAUCUGUGUGAUAACAAAGGGAAACACGGAGUACUUAAGAAACUAUUUAUCGCCUAAUCCCCGCACCUAUACACAGAAGGGUUACUCGUUCUCUAAAAAGACUGAGGUUCUCCUUACAAAGAUUACACCACUGAGAGAAAUUGUGCAAGUGAUUGAAGGUGGAGACUCUAUGGAAGAAUGACUUGACCUGCAAUGAUAGAAUCCAUUUGGAUUUCUUUAAACUGUUAUAUUGUCAAAAAAUUCCAUGGGUAUUUAAGUGUUGGAAAAGUUUAAAUUGCAAGCUUAAAUGAACUACUCUGUUAUUAGAUGUAGCUUCCAAAGAAAUUCCUCGCUAGAAACUGAAUGAUUGGUUUGAUUUGAAGAAAGGAUUUUGUAGCUUGUGUCGCCCUUGUGCUGUCAAUUAUUUUGAACCACUGCAAUGAUAGAAUCCAUUUGGAUUUCUUUAAACUGUUA
This is a messenger RNA of Solanum dulcamara, 1206 nucleotides long. RefSeq names its product proteasome subunit beta type-7-A. The record is from RefSeq and is a predicted model, not a curated record. The coding region runs from base 122 to 934 and encodes 270 amino acids. The transcript has 9 exons. Gene Ontology annotation, cellular component: proteasome core complex. NCBI's taxonomy places the organism in Eukaryota, Viridiplantae, Streptophyta, Magnoliopsida, Solanales, Solanaceae. Gene Ontology annotation, molecular function: threonine-type endopeptidase activity.